Messenger RNA from Cyprinus carpio (common carp), 2478 nucleotides. RefSeq names its product serine/threonine-protein kinase PLK1-like. NCBI's taxonomy places the organism in Eukaryota, Metazoa, Chordata, Actinopteri, Cypriniformes, Cyprinidae. The record is from RefSeq and is a predicted model, not a curated record. Gene Ontology annotation, molecular function: protein binding; protein serine/threonine kinase activity; ATP binding. The transcript is spliced from 11 exons. The coding region runs from base 364 to 2148 and encodes 594 amino acids. Gene Ontology annotation, biological process: mitotic cell cycle; protein phosphorylation; regulation of cytokinesis. Gene Ontology annotation, cellular component: nucleus; cytoplasm; centrosome.
GCGGAGAUAACGAAUCGAGCACAAUUCAAAAAGUAGCAGCGACUCACUGCAUUCCCAUCCGAGCAGCGGGCCGACGCACUUCAUUCGUGCCGUUUAAUUUCGUUCUUAUCCGCGAAAUACUACCAAUGCGUGCCUCAGGGAGGUGAAUACACAUCUUUUAGAUAAGAUACUGUGUAUACUGUGGGUUUUCACGUUGGAGUUAUUAUUUGAAUGUAGUUUUCGGUGGUUCGCAGCGGAUGUGGAUGACUGGUGAAUUGCGUGCUGUUUCGGGAUAAAGAAGCAAGGAACUUCGCCUCGGUUAUUUAUUUUUCAGGACUUUAGGGUUCCUUAUUCUACUUAAAUCGUCCUUUAAAGUGUGCAACGAUGAGCGCUGGAAUCGCAAAGACAGCGAGGCCACCGGCUCACGUCGACCCCAAAUCUGCUCCUCUGAAAGAGAUUCCUGAUAUUCUAGUGGAUCCCAGAACCAUGAAGAGAUACAUGCGAGGUCGCUUUCUGGGAAAAGGGGGAUUUGCGAAAUGCUACGAGAUCACAGAUAUGGACACAAAGGAGGUUUUCGCAGGGAAAGUCGUGCCGAAGUCGAUGCUACUGAAGCCGCACCAGAAAGAGAAAAUGAGCACAGAAAUCGCAAUUCACAAGAGUCUCGAUAACCUACACGUCGUGGGAUUUCAUGGGUUUUUUGAGGAUGACGACUUCGUGUACGUGGUGCUGGAAAUCUGUCGGAGACGGUCUCUCCUUGAAUUGCACAAGCGGAGGAAGGCAGUGACGGAGCCCGAGGCCAGAUACUUCAUGCGUCACACUAUUCUGGGUUGUCAAUACUUGCACAACAACCGGGUCAUCCACCGUGAUCUUAAACUUGGAAAUCUGUUCCUCAGUGAUGACAUGGAUGUGAAAAUUGGUGACUUUGGUUUGGCCACUAAGAUUGAGUUUGAUGGAGAGAGAAAGAAGACCCUGUGCGGCACUCCAAACUAUAUCGCCCCAGAGGUGCUCUGCAAGAAAGGCCACAGCUUUGAAGUAGAUGUAUGGUCACUAGGAUGCAUUCUAUACACACUGCUGGUUGGAAAGCCACCAUUUGAGACAUCCUGUCUGAAGGAGACCUACAUCAGAAUCAAGAAGAAUGAGUACACUGUUCCUAGACAUAUUAAUCCAGUUGCUGCUGCUCUGAUUCGUCGGAUGCUGCAUGCCGACCCUACUCUCAGACCUUCUGUGUCCGAGCUGCUGACCGAUGAGUUUUUCACCUCUGGUUAUGCGCCUCUGCGGCUGCCCACUUCCUGUCUCACUGUACCUCCCAGGUUCUCCAUCGCCCCGUCCAGUCUGGAUCCCGCCCUCCUUCGCAAACCCCUCUCGUCACUUAAUAAAGGAACAGACAGUCCAAUUGAGAAAAUGGGGAAAAUGGAGCAGCCUCAAAGAGAAGAUCCUCAGCAGAGGGAUGGAGCUGAACAACCUGACUGUCAUCUAAGUGACUUGCUGCAGCAGCUGGCCAGUCUCAACACCGCCAGGCCAUCUGAGAGAGAUUUCAUUAGACAAGAGGAAACCGAGGACCCUGCUUGUAUUCCUAUCUUCUGGAUUAGUAAAUGGGUCGACUACUCUGACAAAUAUGGCCUUGGUUACCAACUGUGUGAUAACAGCGUAGGCGUUCUGUUCAAUGAUUCCACACGUUUGAUCAUGUACACUGAUGGUGACAGUCUGCAAUAUAUUGACCGCAACUCAUUAGAAUCCUACCUCAGUGUUCGUUCCUACCCUUCUUCGCUCUCUAAAAAGAUUACACUCCUCAAGUACUUCAGGAAUUACAUGAGCGAGCACUUGCUGAAGGCUGGGGCUAACAUAACACCCCGUGAUGGGGAUGAAAACACACCCUUUCCCCACACCCCCCACACUUUCCCCACAAAAAGAGCCACAUCGCUACACACCAGAAAAACAAAACUGCACAUAAAAAUCUUCCAGGACCACACUAAGCUUAUUUUGUGUCCCCUGAUGGGAGCAGUGACGUACAUCAAUGAGAAGCGAGAGUUCUACACCUAUAAGAUGACCUUAAUCGAGGAGUUUGGAUGCUGCAAAGAGUUGGCCAGCCGUUUACGCUACGCUCGUAACAUGGUGGAGAAGCUUAUGGCCUGCAAAAGCACUGCCGCAGCUGCUACUUCCACCCGCUAAACCACUGACAUCACAAAUUGUAUAACUUUGUGUUCACCACCAACUCUGCUUGAGUCUGAGGGCCCUUAAAUAUUCCAGCAGCAAGACUUGUACAGUUCUACGCUAUGACUUCCUCCUCUUGAUCUGUUGUUUACUCUUACUGUCACUUGUUUUUUUUGGGGUUUGUGCCCAUGCCAGCUCUCUGUAUCAUGUGAAUGCUCUUGUACAUGUUUUAAUGUUUUAGAACUUUUCUAUUCUUUGUAUAAAAGCUUUUGGAGUUUAAUCUUUUAAUGUGUAAGAGAAUAUUUGAAAUAACUUGGAAUUCCAAAAUAAAGAUCUUUUUAGAGAAAU